This is a messenger RNA of Effrenium voratum, 2198 nucleotides long. Lineage: Eukaryota; Dinophyceae; Suessiales; Symbiodiniaceae. The record is from the annotation of a GenBank genome assembly.
GUUUAAGCAAGGCCGCUCCUUGUCCGGUGCUCGUGCUAGUUCGGGCCUUAUGGAGAUGUGCCAUGGAUAAGGAGGCCGACGACGCAUGCCGCGAGCCGUGGGCGGAGGGUCCAUUUGCGCGUGCAGAUCCGGUCGAGAUAGGCGAAGGCGACGAUGGCCUUCGUGCGUUUGCGGGUGGCAUGCUGAAUGGCAAGGAGCAUGGCAAGAAAAAGGAGGACACUGGCAGGCUGGUCGAGCCAUCACCAGCGGCAGAAGUUUCGGCUGAUGGCAACGACGUGCCCAAAGAUGCAGAGGCUGGUGAGACAGCAGAAGGCGUUGCAGAGGUCGAGUUGGAGCAGCCUCAGGAGCCAUUUGCAGACUCCCCUGGAUCGUGCAGAGGCAUUGCCAUUGCUUUGGCUGACGCACAUGUGCCCGACGCGGACCAGCCGGCUGCGACAAAUGGUUCGAAAGGCGCGGAAGCCACGGGAGCUACCGAAGCUGUGGAAGCCGUGGAAGCUGCGGAAGCCACCGAAGCAGCGGGAACUGCGGAAGCUGCGGAAGCCACGGAAGCUGUGGAAGCCACGGAAGCUGCGGAAGCCGCGGAAGCUGCGGGAGCUGUGGAAGCCACAGAAGCUGCAGGAGCUGUGGAGGCUACGGAAGCCGCAGCAGCUGCCGAAGCCGCAGAAGCUUUGGAAGACUCGCUCGCUGCAGAAGCUGCUGCGCUUCAGGCAGAUGCUGCUUCGAGUUUUGCAGCGAGCAGCCCUAGCAGCGCUAGCAACGCGGAUUUUGCGGAACCCGAAACUGAGGGCGCUGCCGAAAGAGCCGCAGAGUCGCCCGAGCAGGCUGCCACAGCUAAGCCGGAAGAGGCUGAAACAUUCCCGACUGAGCCGACGGUUUCGACGGUUUCGGAUCUGGAGAAGGCUCUUCACAGGAUAGAUGAAGACCCUGCAGAGGUUCAGACUUUUCAGCAAGGUGCGGCGAUGGUGCCCGAAACUUGGGAAAUCGCAGGCCGCGACAGGCCGCCCUCACCUGACGCGCAGAUGAUUCGCCUCACAGCGAAUGAUUCGCAGGAGCUGCCUUCUGAGACGGUGCUGCUGCCAGGCGAGUCGGUGCAUGAGCCAGACCUCGCGUCCUUCUUCGAGGAGGUGCCAUUGAUGCCGCCCGCCUCCUUCUUCGACGACCAGGAGCUGGAACGCCUGAAGAGCCAGGCAGUCGCUGAGGCGACCGCGUUGCUGGCUUGGCUCACAGGGGCAGGUUCCUCCAGAAGCCUUCCCGAGCAAGAGGUCUUCUUGCAGCAGCAGCAGGAGCGGGAAGAGGAGGAGGCGGAGUUUCGUUCCCGCGCCCUGCGGGUUGCGAGGCGUCAGCUCUGGCGAGACCGCGCCGUGCGGCGGAAGCACGCGCGAAGUCCGGUGGUGUCGCCUCCGGCGGGGGAGCUGCGCAGCCAGCUUGCUGACAUGUACGAGGAGAAGAGCACGCUUCUGGAGACCAUCGAAGAGCGCCGGGCAGAGCUGGCCAACCUGCAGAAGCAACAGCAGGCGGUGCGCAGCGAAAUUGCGCUGUGGAGCCAGCGAGUCACCGAGCUGGAGGCCAAAGCGGUGGACGCCCGGCUCCAGGCCGCCCCGCAGGCUUGUGCUGGUAUGCUGCGCGCAGAGUCCAUGCCAGUGUUGGUGCAGUCUCCCCCGGUGCGCCCAAACAGCUGGCUCCCGCCCUGGGCAGCGAUGCCGCCGCCGCCUGUUCACAUCCCGGCGUACACGGCGCCGCUGCAGGGCUUGAGCUCCAGCCCCGGCCGCGUGCAGACGGUAAGGAGCUUCACCUCCCCGCGCCAGGCCUGGAGCCCGGGGGGGAGCCUAGUGCUUCCCCCGGGCCCGGGCCAUGUGAUGAGCCCCGGCAGCAGCCUGUCCUUGCAGCCGGGCAGCAUGUCCUUGCCGGGUGGCAUGCAGGUGCGCCACUAUGGCAUGGUGAGGACCGCGAAUAGCUUCAGUGCAGGGCAGCUGCCCAAAGCAGCGGCGAUGUCGCCCUCGCCUUUGGGGCAGGGCGGCGGCUACCGGCCAGGGCUCGGCCUGUCGGCCAGCAGCCCCAGCCCAAGCUCCAGGGCCGGGUCGCCAGUGGCCAGAGCCCACAUGGUGACUCAGGUGGUUAGAGGUGCGUCCCCUAGGCCUUCGCCCAGCCCGCUGCAACAGCGUUGAUGCGGGCCUUCGCCCGCUGCAUGUCGGCAAAUG